Messenger RNA from Budorcas taxicolor (takin), 1598 nucleotides. It is a transcript of the gene CERS4, whose product is annotated as ceramide synthase 4. Lineage: Eukaryota; Metazoa; Chordata; Mammalia; Artiodactyla; Bovidae. The coding region runs from base 106 to 1287 and encodes 393 amino acids. Gene Ontology annotation, cellular component: membrane. The transcript is spliced from 11 exons. The record is from RefSeq and is a predicted model, not a curated record. Gene Ontology annotation, biological process: ceramide biosynthetic process. Gene Ontology annotation, molecular function: DNA binding; sphingosine N-acyltransferase activity.
GUGCCGGCUGCGCGCGUCUCCUCCUCCGCAAUUGCGCCAGGCUAGGUGUCCGCCACCCACACCAUCGCCGGCCCCUGGUGCUCCCGACCGCCUGCGCCCCCCAGGAUGUGGUCCAGCCUGAACGACUGGCUGUGGAACGAGAGGUUCUGGCUACCCCCCAACAUCUCAUGGGCUCAACUGGAGGACCGCGAUGGCCUGGUCUUCCCCCACCCCCAGGAUACAUUGAUGGCUGUGCCCCUGGCACUGGCCCUGGUGGUCAUUCGCUUCACCUUCGAGAGAUUCGUCGGCCUGCCCCUGAGCCGGUGGCUGGGCGUGCGGAACCAGAUCAGGAAGCCAGCAAAGCCCAAUGCCACGCUGGAGAAGCACUUCCUAAUGAAAGGGCGGAAACCCACGGAGCCCCAGAUGAACCUCCUGGCCAUGCAGUGUGGCCUCACGCUGCGGCAGACUCAGUGCUGGUUCCGGAGACGCCGGAACCAGGACCGGCCCUGCCUGACCAAGAAGUUCUGUGAGGCCAGCUGGAGGUUUGCCUUCUAUCUGUGCUCCUUCAUCAGUGGAACCAUGGUUCUUUAUCACGAGUCGUGGCUGUGGACGCCGGUCACAUGCUGGGAAAAUUACCCACAUCAGCCCCUGAAGCCAGGCCUGUACCACUGGUACCUCUUGGAGCUGAGUUUCUACAUCUCUCUGCUGAUGACACUGCCCUUUGACACCAAGCGCAAGGACUUCACGGAGCAGGUGAUUCAUCACUUCGUGACCAUCAUCCUGAUCAGCUUCUCCUACAGCUUGAACCUGCUGCGCAUCGGCUCUCUGGUGCUGCUGCUACACGACUCCUCUGAUUACCUGCUGGAGGCCAGUAAAUUGUUCAACUACACACACUGGCGGCGCCUGUGCGACACUCUGUUCAUCAUCUUCUCGCUGGUUUUCUUCUACACUCGCCUCGUGCUCUUCCCCACCCGGAUCCUCUAUACCACUUACUUCGAGUCCACUGCCAACUUGGGCACCUUCUUCGGCUACUACUUCUUGAACACACUUCUGAUGAUUCUGCAGCUGCUGCAUGUGUUCUGGUCUUGCCUCAUCGUUCGCAUGAUCUACAGUUUCUUAAAGAAAGGCCAGAUGGAGAAGGAUGUUCGCAGUGACGUGGAGGAGUUAGACUCCAGCGAUGGGGAGGCAGCCGAGGAGCGUCCUCAGAUGAAGAAUGGGGCGGCACAGCAACCCGGAGCAGCCCCCACUGACGGCCCUCGGAGCCGGGCAGCCGGUCGCAUGGCCAACGGGCACACACCAGCCACGUAGCCAGCCAGAGGACUGGCCGCGAGGGGAGCUGCCCCAGCGCCGGGGCAGCUCUGAUUUGUGGGGCGGCUGGACUGCGGGAUCUCGGCAGACUUUGUGGAGACAAGGGAGGGCCCCAGGUGGGGCUGAUGAUCAGUCUCCAGCCCCUUCCUUCAACCCACCCUCCCACCUUCUCUGAGCAACCAACAGGGCUGGCGAAAGGGAGUCGGGGCGGCAGAUGGCUACGAGGACACUGCAGCCCGCCAGCGCCACCUGCAGGCUGAAGCCUGAACUGUGAAGAGCCCCGGGCCGAAAGGGGUCCAAUAAACCUUGAC